Moneuplotes crassus is the source of this 912-nucleotide messenger RNA. NCBI's taxonomy places the organism in Eukaryota, Ciliophora, Spirotrichea, Euplotida, Euplotidae. The record is from the annotation of a GenBank genome assembly.
UGAUGUCUGACCUCCUUAUCCCAGACUAAGACAGGCUAUCAUAAGGAGUCUAGUAAAUCCUUAGAGUGUUGCUUUAGCAACAAGAGAUACCAUAGGGAUUAUUUUUUCAAAAUUUUUGCUCUGGCUUCUUCCUAAACAAUAAUAACUUUCAUAAGUUUCGUUAUAAAUCGUCUUUCAAUCUUGAAGAAAUUAUCCGACUAUUGAUAAUAUGACAUGCAUGGAGAAAUAGAUCACACUACGAUGGAAUUCUCUUGAGAAUCUUCAGAGAUAAAUUGGCUUUGUUUAGUGUAUUGAUUGUUGAACAGCUUAAUAUUCUUUCUGAGGCUAUCUUCUUAUUUUAUGUAUUUUUAGUUUAUUAUUAAAACUCAUCCUUUUCUUCUGUUUGGAUUAGGUUUCGAUAACAAGGGAUAGGAAUCGCUUAAAUAAGGUCAAACUUAUAUCGAGAAGUCAAUACUUUGGCUUUUUAGAAAAUUUCAGGUUCAUCAUUUUUGAAUUUGGGUUACUCCUUUUGCACACUUCGUGUAUCACCAAAACUAAAAUUAGUGUUGAUAAGGCAGAUGUUUAUGAUGAUUUCUGUAUGUCAAGUCCGAGACCUGACUUGGGGUUCUCUGAUCGUAUUAGAGUCAACUGAUCUUAUAAAACAAGUUUUGGUCCGGUGGAUCACUGUUUCAUUUUCAACUAAUUUGAAAGCCUAACCAUUGAGAUCUCCGAUAGUCUCGAGAAUAAUCUUAACAGUGCGAAAUUUACUAGGGGGUGUACUAAGACCCCAGCAAGCCUACAAUAUGAGGCAUAUCUGAGCCUGUAGAUCUUCUGGAUGUUUUCUACAUCUGACAGGCAGUAUAGCGAGCCUAUUAGGCACCCUGAGUGAUUGUUAUGUACUUGACACUCUCUUUUGCCUAAAUUAAAUAAAUA